AACUUUUACUUAAAACUUCUCCCAAUUUGUUACUACACUUUACAAUCACAUGAAACAUUGUUACUUACGGGUAAAAGUUCUUUUCUCUUUUCCUACCAAACUAUUCAAGUCACUAUAAUAACAAGUAGAACUUUUCUACAAAAUAUUUGCAUAAAAUGACUAAUUUGAAAUAAAGUUGAAUUUUUUCAAUCGAUCCCAUUUAAAUUUGAUUUGCGUUGUGAAUCUAUGCAGAAUACAGUUUAGUAGUAUGUACAGUAUCGUCAUGUGCCAUAGAUUUCAAAAAACACCACAAAAAAAGAUAAGUUUCAAUAAAUAAAGCACUCAGCGACCUGUUUAAUCAAAUUUUAUAUUAAAUACAAUUUGUGAUGUGAAUCCGUUUACUCAUCCAGCUGUAUGUUAAACAAUGAAAUUGUCUACUUUAAUCUUAAAGAAAAAAAUUAUAUUUUCUUGUUAUUACUAGACUUCCCAUAAACUAAUCAAUCAGUUUAAUGGGUGUACACAUUUUUUUCAUGUAUUCAGUUUACUUACACAAAUGUGCUUGUAUGUGUAUCACAUCACAUAUAUUCAAUAAACUACAUUUAACAAGUCUCUCGUUCUAAAUUAAUUAUGACAUUUUCAAAAGUUUUUCUUAAAAAAUUUUAUUUUGUAGUCUUCCUUUCGGCAUUUUACUGAACUAAAACACUAUUCUGAUAAACUUCAUCUUUCUUUGUAAUAUAUAUUUUGAUUAUUGAGUAAUUAUAUUAAACUAAAUGAAAUGGUUUAUGAAGUGAGAGAUUGUGUUAUGUUCGUCUAAUAAACUAAAAAUGUUCGUUGUAUAUCGUACAUAUAUUAUUUAUUUUUAUUCUGUCAUUUUAGUAGUCACGCUAAUGAUCCAGCCAUCAAAUUAAAAUUAAUUGUCAUUUCUAUUUGGUUUAUAUCAGUUUUAUUAGCAUUACCCGAAGCAGCAUAUUCAGGUACGAGUAUAAAAUCAAUCAAUAGUCAAUUUUUUAUUAAAGGUCAGUCAGUGAAAACAAAAGAAUAG
Didymodactylos carnosus is the source of this 1021-nucleotide messenger RNA. NCBI's taxonomy places the organism in Eukaryota, Metazoa, Rotifera, Eurotatoria, Philodinida, Philodinidae. The record is from the annotation of a GenBank genome assembly.